CGCGUCGCCUCGUUCUCAUCACAGUCAGCCAGAGAUUCUCCGCCGUCAUGAACACCUUGGUCGUUGUUGCUGCCCUGGCGGCCUUCUGCUUGGUUGCUGGAAGUGCUGAGCCUGAUGCUGAACCCGCACAUGGUAGCUACAGAAGCCAUGGUAGCUAUGUUCCUUACACUGGGGGCUAUCAUGGAGGCUCCAAUAAACAUUACAUCGGUAAAAGGAGUGCUGAGGCUCUGGCUGAGCCUGAGGCUGAACCCGGAUAUGGUAGCUACAGAGGCCAUGGUAGCUACAGAAGCCAUGGUAGCUAUGUUCCUUACACUGGUGGCUAUCAUGGAGGCUCCAAUAAACAUUACAUCGGUAAAAGGAGUGCUGAGGCUCUGGCUGAGCCUGAGGCUGAACCCGGACAUGGUAGCUAUGUUCCUUACACUGGGGGCUAUCAUGGAGGCUCCAAUAAACAUUACAUCGGUAAAAGGAGUGCUGAAGCUCUGGCUGAGCCUGAGGCUGAACCCGGACAUGAUAGCUACAGAGGCCAUGGUAGCUACACACGCCAUGGUAGCUAUGUUCCUUACACUGGGGGCUAUCAUGGAGGCUCCAAUAAACAUUACAUCGGUAAAAGGAGUGCUGAGGCUCUGGCUGAGCCUGAGGCUGAACCCGGAUAUGGUAGCUACAGAGGCCAUGGUAGCUACAGAAGCCAUGGUAGCUAUGUUCCUUACACUGGUGGCUAUCAUGGAGGCUCCAAUAAACAUUACAUCGGUAAAAGGAGUGCUGAGGCUCUGGCUGAGCCUGAGGCUGAACCCGGACAUGGUAGCUAUGUUCCUUACACUGGGGGCUAUCAUGGAGGCUCCAAUAAACAUUACAUCGGUAAAAGGAGUGCUGAAGCUCUGGCUGAGCCUGAGGCUGAACCCGGACAUGAUAGCUACAGAGGCCAUGGUAGCUACACACGCCAUGGUAGCUAUGUUCCUUACACUGGGGGCUAUCAUGGAGGCUCCAAUAAACAUUACAUCGGUAAAAGGAGUGCUGAGGCUCUGGCUGAGCCUGAGGCUGAACCCGGAUAUGGUAGCUACAGAGGCCAUGGUAGCUACAGAAGCCAUGGUAGCUAUGUUCCUUACACUGGUGGCUAUCAUGGAGGCUCCAAUAAACAUUACAUCGGUAAAAGGAGUGCUGAGGCUCUGGCUGAGCCUGAGGCUGAACCCGGACAUGGUAGCUAUGUUCCUUACACUGGGGGCUAUCAUGGAGGCUCCAAUAAACAUUACAUCGGUAAAAGGAGUGCUGAAGCUCUGGCUGAGCCUGAGGCUGAACCCGGACAUGAUAGCUACAGAGGCCAUGGUAGCUACACACGCCAUGGUAGCUAUGUUCCUUACACUGGGGGCUAUCAUGGAGGCUCCAAUAAACAUUACAUCGGUAAAAGGAGUGCUGAGGCUCUGGCUGAGCCUGAGGCUGAACCCGGAUAUGGUAGCUACAGAGGCCAUGGUAGCUACAGAAGCCAUGGUAGCUAUGUUCCUUACACUGGUGGCUAUCAUGGAGGCUCCAAUAAACAUUACAUCGGUAAAAGGAGUGCUGAGGCUCUGGCUGAGCCUGAGGCUGAACCCGGACAUGGUAGCUAUGUUCCUUACACUGGGGGCUAUCAUGGAGGCUCCAAUAAACAUUACAUCGGUAAAAGGAGUGCUGAAGCUCUGGCUGAGCCUGAGGCUGAACCCGGACAUGAUAGCUACAGAGGCCAUGGUAGCUACACACGCCAUGGUAGCUAUGUUCCUUACACUGGGGGCUAUCAUGGAGGCUCCAAUAAACAUUACAUCGGUAAAAGGAGUGCUGAAGCUCUGGCUGAGCCUGAGGCUGAACCCGGACAUGAUAGCUACAGAGGCCAUGGUAGCUACACACGCCAUGGUAGCUAUGUUCCUUACACUGGUGGCUAUCAUGGAGGCUCCAAUAAACAUUACAUCGGUAAAAGGAGUGCUGAAGCUCUGGCUGAGCCUGAGGCUGAACCCGGAUAUGGUGGCUACAGAGGCUAUGGUAGGUAUGGUCAUCACGCUGCGGUCUAUCAUGGACACCACCAAGGUAAGAGGAGCGCUGAACCCGAAGCCAAUCCCAGCCACUAUGGAUAUAAAGGCUACGGACGCUCCAGUUAUACACGUCCUCUCUACUCCGGAUCAUACCACGGCUGAACACCUGCCAUCACCGCCUACUGACUCUAACUUACUCUCGCUACUGACUGUAUUAUUGUUAUCUUUAAAAUGUUAAUAAAUAUAUAGAUUGAAUUUA
Messenger RNA from Homarus americanus (American lobster), 2253 nucleotides. Its product is annotated as RNA-binding motif protein, X-linked-like-3. The transcript has 5 exons. Bases 48 to 2156 code for a protein of 702 amino acids. The record is from RefSeq and is a predicted model, not a curated record. Lineage: Eukaryota; Metazoa; Arthropoda; Malacostraca; Decapoda; Nephropidae.